CUUCGAAACUCACUAACUAAAUUCUUAUCACUUUCACGUCGAACUCUUUCCGUUGUUAGUGACUUUAUUUUGAUUAUAGUGAACUAAUAAUUGGUAUUGACAUACAGUGAAACAUAGGAUAUUCUUGGAAUUGCAAGUGAAACGGUUUUCUAAGAGGGUUUUUGCCCGUCAACCACUAAACCCUAAACAUUUUACUAAUCCUAAGUUCCAAACCAAGUAACCAAGGUCACCGGUUUGACAACACUGAAAAUAUGAAACAAAACUUGAAUAGCUUAUAAGCUGGCCAACAUGUACAAAGUAAAAAAUUUGGGAGCUAUACGGUAAUUUCUCACAAAACUCCUAUCCAGGGACUGACAAGACAAUUUUGUAUUUGACAACAAAAACCCAGCCAGGGCAUUUCCCCGCUCCGACUUACCUGCCGUCCCCUCCCCUCAAUACCCUCCCUGCAAUCUCUCGCCGCCGGUCCCCCCACUCCGCCGUCUUCCUCUCUCCGGCUCGCCCUCGCCGCCACUCUCGUUCGUCGGCUUCUCUCAAUCGCCAUCCUCCUCUGACGCGUCUUCGCCCCCUCUACGAGAGGUAAUGCAAUGUCCUCCCUGCUUUCCCUCUUCGAUUAAUUGAUUUCAAGUCGAACUACGUUUGCACUAGGGUUUUUUAGUUCUGAUUGUUCAUUGUACAAUUCCUGCAUGAUUGGGAUGCGCUACCGUUAGCCGAUAGACAACCAUCAGAUAUAGUGUUGAGAAAAUGAAGAAUGAAUGAUAUGAUCUCUUAUGCCAGAUGACCGAAUUCAGUAGAUUUUCACACAGUAGCAUCAUUUUUUCAGUUCCCCGACAUACUUCCCUUACAGUUCCAUGAUGCGGGUACAAGGCUUUUACUAAUUUGAGUUUUCUUACCCUCUGCUUCGUCUAGGGGAGUUCUCCGGUGAAGUAAUACAACCUGUGAAGGAAUCAUUGAUUGCCUGCUCUUAGAUUCACCAGAGCCAUGAAGCUAAUUGUGAUUGCGAGAAGAGCAGCGGUUCAUUCCCGUGCAAGUCUCCGCUUUGAAGCUAAUGGGUUCUUGCAGGUUAGGUGUUUCCAGCACGACUUCGUUCCUAGAGAACCUUCGGUCAAGCCCACGAAGUACAAGUACCCAGAUUUCUAUGAUCCGUAUGGUCCCCGGCCUCCUCCAUCAGAGAAGAUUGUUCAGCUUGCAGAGCAAAUUGCAGCGUUGCCACCCGAGGAGCGACGCCAAAUUGGACCUGCUCUGGGGCUCAAGCUGAGCCAUCCGAAGCUCGAGACGAUCUCUACCGAAGGAAUGGAGUUGGGAUCAGCAGCAGGAGGAGGGGCUGGUGCAGGAGCUGCGAAGGUCGAGGAGAAGAAGGAGAAGACAGCAUUCGAUGUGAAGCUUGAGAAGUUUGAUGCAGCUGCUAAGAUUAAGGUGAUAAAGGAAGUCAGAGCUUUUACCAACUUGGGAUUGAAAGAGGCCAAAGAGUUGGUUGAGAAGGUGCCCGUUUUGCUAAAACAAGGAGUCACCAAAGAUGAAGCCAAUAGCAUCAUAGAGAAGAUUAAAGCUGCUGGUGGGUCUGCUGUCAUGGAGUGAUUAAGCUUUGAGCAGUUGUUUUCUUUACACUUUCGUUUGGCUUUUCCGAUCUUUCUUCUGUUCUUGUUAGAUUGGUAUCGAAUUGCCAGAAAGAUGAGUUGAAUAACUAGCAGAUGCAAAAAUGGGACACCAAUGCUGUAUUUUUGAAGUAGCUCCAACUGGAUCGAUAUUAGAAAGUUUUUGUUUGAUUGAUUUCCACUGGGACUCGGAGGUUUUACUUUACGAUUUGAGUGCGCGGUUUAUUUCAUACAAUGAACGCCCAUGAUAGGAAGGAUCAUAGAAACACUCUGCCAAAAGUGAAAACAAAGUUCAGCAGAGGCA
Molecule: messenger RNA, 1896 nt
Organism: Linum trigynum
Lineage: Eukaryota; Viridiplantae; Streptophyta; Magnoliopsida; Malpighiales; Linaceae
Source: the annotation of a GenBank genome assembly